Molecule: messenger RNA, 2067 nt
Organism: Hemibagrus wyckioides
Lineage: Eukaryota; Metazoa; Chordata; Actinopteri; Siluriformes; Bagridae
Gene: fbxo22
Product: F-box protein 22
Exons: 7
Coding region: 83-1273 (396 amino acids)
Biological process (GO): regulation of skeletal muscle fiber development; protein polyubiquitination; positive regulation of proteasomal ubiquitin-dependent protein catabolic process
Molecular function (GO): protein binding
Source: RefSeq, a predicted model, not a curated record
UGCACACACACACACACACACACACACUCACAGACGCACACAAAGUGAAAACAAAAACCAAAAAGGUGGCGUUGUGAAGCGCAUGAAGAGGUUUAAAGGGAAGAUGGAGGAUGGUGGAGCUUCGAGCAGUGGUGCUGUGGAGAGUAAAGCUGGCUUCGUGCUCGGGAACGUGGCGGAGGUGGUGGAGAGGAUCCUAACGUUUGUGCCGAAUAAAUCCCUCUUCCGCCUCGCGAGUGUUUGUCGGCUGUGGAGGAACUGCGCUCGGAGAGUCCUGAGAACUCGACAGAACCUGAGCUGGCUCUCGGCGUCCGGCUCGUCCCUAUACGAAGAACACGUUCUCUUCAGAACCAUGGAAGAAGGACUGGAGAGUGUCUUCCUGCUGCCCCAGACAGUGUUGUUAAUGAUGGACAAUGAGAGCUUUACUGGACAUCACGGUGCUUUCAGGCAUAAAAAAGCCAAGCGAUGUCAGUCGGCGGACAAGUUGGACGUGGUGGACAGACUGAGACGUUUGCUGCCCAGCAGCUGUGACCUUUUAUGCGUCAUUACUCCAGGAAUCGUCUUGACCCCCAGCGAGCCGGCCGGUCAAGUCCCUAAGGAGUUCAUGGAGGGUGAAGCUGGUUUCAGUCUUCUGUUUCCUGCGAUGGAGGGAGUUCAUAUCCGACCGUUUCACUUCUGCAAAAACAGCCUCAGCGACACCACUUUAGAGAAAGCAGGCCUGGCUGCGAAUCCUGACCUGAAGGUGGUGCUGCUGUUCGGCUAUGAAGCCUACAAAACCGGAGCGGCACGCUUCCUUAACCAGCUGCUGGAACCUCUGGGGCGGAGUAACGUCCUCAUCGCCGGAGGACAUGUGGAGAGUGUCUUACCACACAAGAGGGACUGCUGUUCUCCCGGUUCCUUCGGUGUGACAGGUCUCACCCUGAGCGGUCCCAGGAUUCAGGGCGCCUCGGUGCUGAUGGAUCAGGCAGUGAACACGCCCGCGUCAGCCGAGGUCACCAUGCGUCGCCUGAAAGCCGCCAACAUUCCGGAGUCCAACACGGUCGGCUUCAUGUUCGCCUGCGUGGCGCGCGGACACAACCACUACAGCGAUCAGCCCAACGUGGAGGCCGACAUCUUCCACAAACUCUUCCCCAGAGUGCCUCUGUUCGGCUUCUUCGGAAACGGAGAGAUCGGCUGCGACAGAAUCGUCAAAGAGAACUACACACUGAGUCAGACGGAUGCUAACGGACUGCAGCACGGCUACACCACCGUCAUGAGCCUGGUGCACUUGGGAUGACACACACACACACACACACACACACACACACACAGUAUCAUUCUCUCAAGACUCAGGUUUUUUUUUCUUUCAUCUCUUUUCUCUAACUAAAAGAUGUAAAAUCUCAUCCAUAGAGUUUUUAUUCUCUUUCACAUCAAUUUCUUAGAACAUUUUAAAAUCAGGGCACUUUUAAAUCAUCAAGCUGUUCAAGAAAACUGAAAACUUUCCUUUGACUUAGACGUGAAAUCCUCUUGAUUUAGUUCUGCUCUUAAAACGUGACCAAGACACACACACACUCCUCUGUUGUGUAUCUGACUAAAGCAGAGGUUUGUGUGUGUGUGUUGGGGGGGUAUUAAAAAAUCUAAUAAUAAUAAUAAUAAUCAAAUUCCUUCUCAGUCCUGAUCAAUCCUGUUGAUCUGUCUUUGUUUCCUCUUGUGAUAUUGAUCCAGUUCUGUUUACUUUCAUAUUGCAGCUCCUCCUUGUCCUGACCCUCACCUCCUGACCCUCACCUCCUGACCCUCACCUCCUGACCUAAACCAAUCGUCUACAUUUAUUACAAUCCUCUAAUAAGGUCAGGUACGUUUCUGAGCUCAGAGCUGCAGGGAUUCUUUCAAAGCAGAAUAACUUCAUAAAGUCAACGUUAGUAUGGAUUCAUAACAGAAUAAAAUCUGAUGAUCUGUAGAGCUUUGUGGUUUCAGGGUUCUCCGUUUCUCGUCUUCAGUGUUACAAUAAAGAGCCGAGUUCUUUACUUUACACCAUUUUUUUCCUUCUCGUUAUUAUAAUAAAUCUGAAAUAUUUUCUGGAAUUAAGACCAA